AUUCCGAUACGACAUACAAAGAAGAGAAAGACGUGCGUUUUCGAAAUUUUAGAAGCUUUUAUCGCAAUCCCCGUUGAUAAAGGGACGUCAUAGAGCACAAAUUUUUUGCGCUUCAAUUUUUUUUUUUUUUUUCUGUUUUUGUUUUGCCCGUUCCGUUCGCUCGUUCUUCUUCUUCUUCCAUGAUGCUAUAACUGAAAGAGCUUAGGGUUUUCACUUUUUCAGUGUCUUAUUGACACGUCUUCUUCUCUUCGAAGCUCUGAAAAUCUCCACUUCUCUUAUCAUCAUUAAAAAAAAAUCAAAAUUGAUUUUUUUUUUUUUAAAUUUUGACAUCUUGAACCACUGAUUUCGUCUAUUGAUGCGAUUGGUUAUUAUUUGAAAAUGGCACUGAAACCGAAUUCAGCUGAGGGUAGAACUAGGAGUUCAAUUCAAAUAUUUAUUGUUUUUGGAUUGUGUUGUUUUUUCUACAUAUUAGGAGCAUGGCAAAGAAGUGGUUUUGGAAAGGGUGAUAGUAUAGCUUUAGAAAUGACUAAACAUGGUGCGGAUUGCAACAUCGUCCCAACCUUAAACUUCGAAACCCAUCACGCCGGUGAAGUUGGGAACGUGGAUGAAUCCGAAAAGCCCAAAUCUUUCGACCCAUGUCCUCCUCGUUACGUUGAUUACACGCCUUGUCAAGAUCAAAAGCGUGCCAUGACUUUCCCUAGGAACAACAUGAUUUAUCGUGAGAGACAUUGUCCGAUAGAGGAAGAGAAGUUGCAUUGUCUUGUUCCUGCGCCUAAAGGAUAUGUGACCCCGUUUCCUUGGCCUAAGAGUCGGGAUUAUGUACCUUAUGCUAAUGCCCCGUAUAAGGCCUUGACGGUUGAGAAGGCUAUUCAGAAUUGGAUCCAAUAUGAGGGUAAUGUGUUUAGGUUCCCUGGUGGAGGAACGCAGUUUCCACAAGGGGCGGAAAAGUAUAUUGAUCAGCUUGCUUCCGUGAUACCAAUUACUAAUGGGACGGUUAGGACUGCACUUGAUACCGGUUGUGGGGUUGCAAGUUUGGGUGCAUACCUUUGGAGUAGAAAUGUUAUUGCCAUGUCGUUUGCACCUAGAGAUUCACAUGAAGCACAGGUUCAAUUUGCUCUUGAAAGAGGUGUACCUGCUGUUAUUGGUGUUCUUGGGACCAUAAAGAUGCCAUAUCCAUCUAGAGCUUUCGAUAUGGCUCACUGUUCGCGAUGCUUGAUUCCAUGGGGAGCAAAUGAUGGAAUAUACUUGAAGGAGGUUGAUCGUGUUCUUAGACCUGGUGGCUACUGGGUACUUUCAGGUCCACCAAUCAAUUGGAGGAACAGUUAUAAAUCAUGGCAGCGUCCCAAGGAGGAACUUGAGGAGGAACAACAAAAGAUUGAGGACACUGCCAAACUUCUUUGCUGGGAGAAGAAACAUGAGAAGGGUGAAAUUGCCAUUUGGCAAAAGAGAGUCAAUGAUGAUUCUUGUCAUCGUAGACAAGAUGAUUCUCAAGCUAGUUUCUGCAAAGCUGGAGAGGCUAAUGAUGUCUGGUACAAGAAAAUGGAUGCAUGCAUUACUCCAUAUCCAGAAGUUAGUAGUGCUGAUGAAAUUGCUGGUGGAGAACUGAAGCCAUUCCCUGAGAGGCUAUAUGCAAUCCCUCCUAGAAUUGCUAGUGGAAGUGUUCCUGGGGUUUCUGUUGAGACAUACCAAGAGGACAACCAUAAGUGGAAGAAGCAUGUAAGUGCUUAUAACAAAAUGAAUAGACUUAUUGACUCUGGGAGGUAUCGCAAUAUUUUGGAUAUGAAUGCUGGGUUGGGAGGAUUUGCUGCAGCCCUUGACUCUCCCAAAUUAUGGGUUAUGAAUGUCAUGCCCACCAUAGCAGAGAAAGACACCCUGGGUGUCAUAUAUGAGCGAGGAUUAAUUGGCAUCUAUCAUGACUGGUGUGAGGCUUUCUCCACAUAUCCAAGGACAUAUGAUCUCAUUCAUGCCAAUGUUCUUUUCAGUCUGUACAAGGACAAAUGUAAUCUGGAAGACAUUUUAUUGGAGAUGGACCGAAUUUUGCGUCCAGAAGGUGCGAUAAUAUUCCGUGAUGAAGUUGAUGUUCUAAUUAAAGUGAAGAAGAUAACAGCAGGAAUGAGAUGGGACACUAAGAUGGUUGACCAUGAAGAUGGUCCUUUAGUUCCUGAGAAGAUAUUGGUUGCUGUUAAGCAAUAUUGGGUUGUAGGUGGAAACACAACAUCCACGCAGUGAGCGGCAGAGGAGUGCAAACUUGAAACCUUGGCAUGAACUAAGCCUGGCAAUGCUCUCUGUUACACUAAGUUUGUGACAUCAAUCGAUUACUUCCCUGCCUGAAAAUUUUGGCUGCAAGAUUGGUUCGGUCUAAGGAGGCCAGUUACACGAUUCCAGUAAAUUAAAUAUCUACUAGACUAUCCUCAUUUGUAUUAAUUUAUGAACAGACAGCUACAAAGGUAUGAUUAUUGAAUUUAGGCAUUAUUAUUGUUUGGUUGCAUAAUAUUAGCUCAAAAAGUUGAUGCAUAUUCUGACUCUCAAUGAGUCGUCAAGUUUCUUUCUGAGCUAUCAUUUGACUCUCAGGAGAUGGAUGGUAAUUGGUAUGAACUUUAUUAGUUGGUUUGAUGAGAAGAUUAUAACUUUGCUACUCAGAUAGAAAUGGUGCAUU
Molecule: messenger RNA, 2656 nt
Organism: Durio zibethinus
Lineage: Eukaryota; Viridiplantae; Streptophyta; Magnoliopsida; Malvales; Malvaceae
Product: putative methyltransferase PMT2
Cellular component (GO): trans-Golgi network; cytoplasm; endosome
Molecular function (GO): methyltransferase activity
Source: RefSeq, a predicted model, not a curated record